AUGCCGGGCGGGGGUGGGGGCGCCGGGAGCGGGGGCGGGGCGCAGUGGUCGAGUGACGGCCCGCCUCACCUAUUCCGGGCGCGGGCCGCGGCGCGCAGCUCCGGCGGCGGGAGGAGCGGUAGCGGCCAGGCAGCCCAGCUUCGCGAAGGCUCUCGGCGCGCGGCGGCCCGCAGGCACCCGGCACGCGCCCGCCCCGCCGCCACGAUGCCCAAGAGGAAGGUCAGCUCCGCCGAGGGGGCGGCGAAGGAGGAGCCCAAGAGGAGGUCGGCGAGGUUGUCAGCUAAACCUGCUCCUGCAAAAGUGGAAGCGAAGCCAAAAAAGGCGGCGGGAAAGGAGAAAUCUUCAGACAAAAAAGUGCAAACAAAGGGGAAAAGGGGAGCAAAGGGAAAACAGGCUGAAGUGGCUAACCAAGAAACAAAAGAAGACUUACCUGCAGAAAAUGGAGAAACUAAAAACGAGGAGAGUCCAGCCUCUGAUGAAGCAGGAGAGAAAGAAGCCAAGUCUGAUUAGUAUCAUAUCCCAUGUCUUACCAGUGGUC
Lynx canadensis (Canada lynx) is the source of this 538-nucleotide messenger RNA. RefSeq names its product high mobility group nucleosome binding domain 1 (gene HMGN1). NCBI's taxonomy places the organism in Eukaryota, Metazoa, Chordata, Mammalia, Carnivora, Felidae. Gene Ontology annotation, molecular function: nucleosomal DNA binding. The record is from RefSeq and is a predicted model, not a curated record. The transcript is spliced from 7 exons. Gene Ontology annotation, biological process: chromatin organization. Gene Ontology annotation, cellular component: chromatin; nucleus. Bases 1 to 510 code for a protein of 169 amino acids.